GCCGCUCAGGCUGGGGUCUGCGCGGCCCCGCUCACGCCUGUCGCGAAUUCGUCCCACAGUCCGACCUCUGUGCAGCCCCUGGGAGCAGAGGACUUGCCUGUAGCCACGGCCGAGACGCUAAGCCAAGGGUGAAAGCUGCGGAGGGGAGGGAAGCAGCUGGGGCUUUCGAGAUCAGGAAGACGUCCCGACAGCGGACGCGGGGACUGUCCUCGGGCGGCGCAGGACGCGCGGCCCGCGCCAGCCUGCCGGAUGGAGGUGUGCAAGGACAGACGAGUGGCGCUAGCCGGGGAACUCGGCCCGGGAAGACUUCGGGAGCAGCGCGCGCUGGGAGCCCGACGGCGCAGGGGCCGCGCGGGCAGCGGGCGCUGCGCCGAGCCCGCCGCGCGCGGAGCCCCGUCCCUCCGCCCCGGAGGCGGAGCCUGCCGCCGGAAGCGGAAGCGCUCGCCGGUGCGGGGCGUUCCCGGCGGGAGCGGCGGGGCCAUGGAGCACGUGACGGAGGGCUCCUGGGGCUCGCUGCCCGUGCCGCUGCACCCGCGGGUGCUGGGCGCGCUGCGGGAGCUGGGCUUCCCGUGCAUGACGCCGGUGCAGUCUGCAACCAUCCCUCUGUUCAUGAAAAACAAAGAUGUUGCUGCAGAAGCGGUCACAGGUAGUGGCAAAACACUGGCCUUUGUCAUCCCCAUCCUGGAAAUUCUUCUGAGAAGGGAAGAGAAGUUAAAAAGGAGUCAGGUGGGAGCCAUAAUCAUCACCCCCACUCGAGAGCUGGCCAUUCAGAUUGAUGAGGUCCUUUCGCAUUUCACGAAGCACUUCCCACAGUUCAGCCAGAUUCUUUGGAUUGGAGGCAGGAACCCUGGAGAAGAUGUCGAGAGGUUCAGGCGACAAGGUGGAAACAUCAUUGUGGCGACCCCAGGCCGCCUGGAGGACAUGUUCCGGAGGAAGGAUGAGGGCUUGGACCUGGCCAGCUGUGUGAGGUCCCUGGAGGUCCUGGUGCUGGACGAGGCGGACAGACUUCUGGACAUGGGGUUUGAAGCAAGCAUAAACACCAUUCUGGAGUUUUUGCCAAAGCAGAGAAGAACAGCUUUCUCUGCCACACAGACGCAGGAGGUGGAGAACUUGGUGAGAGCAGGCCUCCGGAACCCCGUCCGCAUCUCGGUGAAGGAGAAGGGUGUGGCGGCCAACAGCACCCAGAAGACCCCCUCCCGCCUGGAGAACUACUACAUGGUGUGUAAGGCAGAUGAGAAAUUUAAUCAGCUGGUACAUUUUCUUCGAAAUCAUAAACAGGAAAAACACCUAGUCUUCUUCAGCACCUGCGCCUGUGUGGAGUACUAUGGGAAGGCUCUGGAGGCCCUGGUGAGGAACGUGAAGAUAAUGUGCAUUCAUGGGAAGAUGAAGAACAAGCGCAAUAAGAUCUUCAUGGAGUUCCGCACGUUGCAGAGUGGGAUCUUGGUGUGCACUGACGUGAUGGCACGCGGGAUCGACAUUCCCGAAGUGAACUGGGUUUUGCAGUAUGACCCUCCCAGCAGCGCCAGUGCCUUCGUGCAUCGCUGUGGCCGCACAGCCCGCAUUGGCCAUGGGGGCAGCGCGCUGGUGUUUCUCCUGCCCAUGGAAGAGUCCUACGUCAAUUUCCUGGCGAUUAACCAAAAAUGUCCCCUGCAGGAGAUGAAACUCCAGAGGAACACUGUGGACCUGCUGCCGAGACUCAGGUCCAUGGCCCUGGCUGACAGAGCUGUGUUUGAGAAGGGCAUGAGAGCUUUCGUGUCCUGCGUCCAGGCCUACGCGAAGCACGAGUGCAGCCUCAUCUUCAGGCUGAAGGAUCUUGAUUUUGCUAGUCUUGCUCGAGGUUUCGCCCUGCUGAGGAUGCCCAGGAUGCCAGAACUCAGAGGAAAACAGUUUCCGGAUUUUGUGCCUGUGGACGUUAAUACCGACACGAUUCCAUUUAAAGAUAAGGCUAGAGAAAAGCAGAGGCAGAAACUACUGGAGCAACAAAGAAAAGAGAAAACGGAAAAUGAAGGGAGAAGAAAAUUCAUUAAAAAUAAAGCUUGGUCGAAGCAGAAGGCCAAAAAGGAAAGGAAGAAAAAGAUGAAUGAAAAAAGGAAAAGGGAAGAGGGUUCUGAUAUUGAAGAUGAGGACAUGGAGGAACUUCUUAAUGACACAAGGCUCUUGAAAAAGUUUAAGAAAGGCAAAAUUACUGAAGAAGAAUUUGAGAAGGGCUUGUUGACAAGUAGCAAAAGAGCCACAACAGCAGAUCUGGGGAUCUCAGAUUUGGAUGAUGACUGACUGCUGAUUCCAGUGCCUCCGGUGAAGCACAGGUGGGCACAGCUGGCCCCACACUCAGGGGACACAGGAGUGUCCUGGAAGCUGUUCUGUCAACUGGGAGGCAAGGCAGGGACUUCACACCUGGGAAUUCCUCCCUAACAGCAUACCAGACUUGAAGUCCAAGAAGACAAUCUGAGUGUAAAUAAUAGAUGUGUUUAUUUUGGGGAGUCACCUGUAACCAAAGCGCUUUUUCCUGAAGUUAUUUUGUAUACCGAAGCAUACUUACUGUAGGCUUUUUAAAGUUCCUAAGGGUGCCUGUAGCCCCUGGACUUCACUAAUCCUCUGCCCUGCACAGAGCACCUGCAAAGGUGGGGAGUGUACCGGGAGUCAAGUCUCCAGUGCUGUUUCACUGGUGAACAUCUGGAGACCAGGAAACUAAUCAUUCUGGGGAUGAAUUAGUGAUGGUUUCCGUCUUCUGUUGAGUAUUUCGAGUGUAUCCUCAGCCAGUGCCUUCAUGUGGCAUGGCUGGUGACGUCUCACUGCCGUGACUGAUGUGUGGGGCCUAAGGUCAGCCUGUAGUAUUGAAGCAAAUGUAUCAAAAGCUUUCAUACAAUUUAUUUGAAAAGAUGCUGAAUUUGUUGCCAAAUAUACUUUUUAAAAGCUGUUUAUGACCAAAUGUGUUUACAGGAAAUUCACAUCUUUUACAGAUUCAGAACCUGUUUACAGGUACUGCGGCAGGAAGGUGUCUGAUGCCUGCGUGCCUGUGUUCUGGGUCCAGUGUUCACUCGCUGGCCAGGUCCUGUCCAGGGCAGGGAGCAGGUGCAAGCCAGCAGGUGUCCCUUGCCUUUCUCACAAGCUCCGCACGUGGCACACAUCCUGCCAGCUGCUGUCCCUUGGGGUCUGGCUGUGGUGAGGGCCCCUGCUUUUCAGCUGCCUUGCUUUCUUGGAUGCUUUUGGCAAAUCAGCCUAGAGUGGCACAAGAGAAAGGGUGCUGGACUUGGUCUUCCAUCGGGGCAGUGGCCAAUAAUCUAGCUAUUUCUGGACAGUGAAAGUUUCUGGAAGCUCUAUGCUCAUUUAGGUUUGGUUCUAGAACCAAGAGCACAUUUUUGAUGGGACUGAGAUGAGUAAAAAAGAUCCUCCAAGACUUGUGAUUGAAGUCCACAGUACACAGGUCUUCCACAGAAUGGUUCCUUCUGGCUCACAGGGGUCGAGGCUGCCUGUUCUGCCCCAGGCGCACAGGCUGGACGCUGGUGGAGGACCAGUAGUUACAGAUAGAGCUUGAUGAGUUCAUCGCUGACUGCUGAGGGUGUCAGCACACCCAGGUCUGUGAAUAGCAGGGUGAUUAGGGAAGGAGAGGUGUAGUCCACCCACGGGUGCUCCUCUCUGAGGUCCUGUCCAGCCUGGGCAGACUUCAGAGUAUCUGCCUUGUACUGAGGAGAGAAGAACCUGUGUUAGUCUGCGUGGCACAGCCAGCGAUCUGUGCUGCUGUCGGUGUGCUGGUCCCGAGGCUGCUCGGGCAGUGAGUCGGGGAGGGCAGACCUGCCACUGUGAGCCACAUCAUAGUGGCCUACCAGCCAAGGACGAAGCAAGCAAGAAACCUAAACCACAGGCCCCUCACAACUGCUGGGCUCCCUUCUCCGACCUCCCAAGGCAACCACUUAGAGUAGCCAUGGAGAGAAGCCCAGCCAGCCCUGCCAAAAGCUUCCCACCACCAUCAGGUAAUACCAUCCUGUUCCACAGAUAAGGAACUGAAGUUCAGCAAAGGGACUUGGUCAAGGCUGCGAGGUUUGUGAAAGGUGGAGGUGGAAGGUGCAUGGGCAGUGGACCCCAAGGCUGGGAUUCAGCUGCUGGCCUCCUGCCUUCUCUCCUGCGCAGAGUGCUGCCUGAGUGAACCAGGCUGAAGAGAGUGAAUUCUGGGGAAGGAGGUAUCCCUUCAAGUUCAGCAUAGACUCAAGGAUUCCUUCAGACAGGACAAUCUUACCUUAAAUUUAUCUGGGACGUCUUCCUGGUUUAGUGGGAAGAGCCGCACAAACUUGAAGCUUUCUGCAACUACAUAGAAGGGCUUGUUCUGUGCCUUGGCGCACACGGCCAUCUGGUGGCUCCCAAUCUGGGGGUCAGGAGGUAGAGGGUGAGCUCUGAGCACACUUGAACUUGGGAGCAACAGAAAGUGUAUAGACGAACAUAAUACGUGAUUCUUACUUAGGAAUCAGGACCCUUAAAAAAAGAAAAUAUUUCUCCAAAGAUCUGCGAAUGACCCUUAUGUAAGCGCAAAAAUGCUCAAUAUGGUUAGUUGUUGGGGAGGGAAACGAAAUGAAAACCACAAUGAGGUAUGCACACAGCUGCGUGUCCAUCAAGAAAACAGUACGCAGUGCUUGCUUUGGCAGCUUGGAUACUAAAAUUAGCAUUCCAUAUUAGUGUGUGUGUUAAAAAAAAAAAAAAGAUAGCUAGGCGUGGUGGUGCACGCCUAGAA
Molecule: messenger RNA, 4723 nt
Organism: Sciurus carolinensis (gray squirrel)
Lineage: Eukaryota; Metazoa; Chordata; Mammalia; Rodentia; Sciuridae
Gene: Ddx55
Product: DEAD-box helicase 55
Cellular component (GO): nucleolus
Molecular function (GO): ATP binding; RNA helicase activity; nucleic acid binding
Source: RefSeq, a predicted model, not a curated record